This is a messenger RNA of Gigantopelta aegis, 11763 nucleotides long. RefSeq lists its product as uncharacterized. Lineage: Eukaryota; Metazoa; Mollusca; Gastropoda; Neomphalida; Peltospiridae. Gene Ontology annotation, molecular function: protein binding. The record is from RefSeq and is a predicted model, not a curated record. The transcript has 8 exons. The coding region runs from base 1 to 7644 and encodes 2547 amino acids.
AUGAAGGGGGCGACGACGCAGGUGGUUGAGCCGCCAGGUUUGGUUCCCCCUGUGUCGCCCCUGGCGCACGUCUCCUCUUUCCACGUCCUCUUCUCUUCGGGGAUUCAGAAAGUAUCCUUCCGCGAGGAUAUAACUGAAGUAGGUCAGAAGAUAAUGUUGUAUUUGUGGGUGUGGUUAGAAUUCAUCAAAGUCAUUGGAAAUGGAAAAUCAUCUAAGUCAUCGCCCAUUGUGUGCAUUGGUCAAACAGAAGAUGUCAAGUCAUUACGUCAGACAGACCAUCUGAUAAAGAAAAUAGAUGACGCUCACCAGGUAUUUAUAAAAACUGAGGGCUUUAAACAUGCUAGAGAUAGAUUGGCAGAUGAAUAUCAACAUCAAUUGAUACUUCUUGGUUCCCCAGGAUGCGGUAAAACAACUAUAUCUCCAAUGCUGAUGCGAGAAUACAUACAGAAAGACUACAGCUACCAUUUCAUAGACUCCAUAGACAACAAUUAUAAUAUUAUCGAUACGGUGGACACCAGCACAUCAAAUAUCUUAGUAUUUGAUGACUUUUUUGGAAGAAGUGGAUUAUUUGAUAUUGACAAGUGGAUAAAGGUUUUGAGAGAUCUCGAUGUUAUGUUUAUGGAAACAGCUGAAAAGACAUCACAGGAAGUAAAUAAGCCAGACCUGAAAGUUAUUUUCACUUCGCGUGAUUAUUCUUUUAAGAAGGCUCAACCCUUCCUGGAGGAAUACGCAAAUACGAUCAUGAAACAAUCAAAUGUGGUUGAUUUGUCAACAUUUCGUCUAAACGAAACUGAAAGAAAGGAUAUGCUGUUAUCUCACUGUAAAGUUGCAGAAGUAGCAAUGCAAGAUGACCUUGUUAUGGCAAUAGUGAAUCAAACUAAAAACGUUAUUGGCUUUCCGUAUUGUUGUAAGCUGUUCCUAGUGGACAAGAUGUUUCAAAGGCACCCUAAAAACCUUUUCUCUAAUCCCUUUGUCUACUUCAAGAAAAUUCUAAGGACAUUACUCUUAUUGGGAAAUAACCGAGAACAAGCAGCAGCUUUGGUUCUAACAGUUCUCUUAGAUGGAAAGCUAACUGUGCCAGAACUAUAUCCACACACACGAAAACGCCUUGACAUGGAGGAAUAUCUGAACUGUUUAGUUCCUCUUAGCAUGCCUAACAAGCCAGAAGCGAUUAUCAGGGGUGCAAAGUCUCUAAAUGGUACACAUUUAAACACUAAACACAAAACGUAUGUCUUCUGCCACCCAACAUUGUAUGACGCCAUUGCAUGUAUUAUGGCAGAACAUUAUCCAAACGUUGUUCUACGGCACUGCACAAUGAAGUUUAUACAAGAAUUUCUUCAGCUACAAACAAAAUGUGAGGAAUACACAGCUGUAUCUUCAUAUGAUUACAGUUGUUCUGUUUCUAUUCCUAACGAACAUUCAGACAUGUUUGCUUGGCGUUUAGCUACUGAAAUAAAUCAGUGUAACUAUAUUGAAACACUUCAGCACGAUGUUCUUAGACAAGAUAAUUUUGUUGACGAACUUAUUGAAAAACUUAGAGAGGAAAGUGCUUUCCCAGAGAUGUUUCACAAAACUGACAAAACACAUGGUCAGAGUUUCCUAUUUUGGGCCACUCUUCUUUCACCACCAUAUAUUGUGAACAUUGUAUUUGGACAUUGUAGCUUUGAGGAACAUGAAUUAGUUGAAGGAUUUCUUGGAUGUGCCAGAAGUGGUAAUACCAGAUCACUAUAUGUCCUCACUGAAAAAUCUACAUCCAGUUUUGUCCUUGAUCGUGUUACAUCAGCAACAAUUGGAGAUAUACUGCAAACUGAAUCAAAUGCAGAAAAACAUAUGCAGUUAUUGUCUGUUCCAAGUGAGAGAAAGGGUCAGAGUUUGUCAAACAAUCCUUUUCUUUGUGGCCAAAACGAUGGUCUUUUACAUCUAGCAUGCAUCCAGGCUCACUGCGAUGUUGUAGAAAUGUUUCUGAAAUUAGGAUGUCCAGUAGAUGCUCGUGGUGAACUUGGAAGAACUCCUGUAAUGUACGCAAGCAGACUUGGCCAUGACAAAGUGGCUGACAUACUGCUAAAAGCUGGUGCCGACAUUAAUAUCAUGGAUGAAAAAAGAGCAUGCGCACUUCGUUUCGCUAUUUGUGGUGGACACAUAAAUGUGGCGAAAAUAUUCCUUGAAAAUGGUGUCAACAUCAACGAAAGAGGAGAGUACGUGAGAACACCAUUGUUUUAUGCUUGCUGUUACGGAAAUUCUCAAUUAGUUGAGUUUUGUCUUGAGAAUGGGGCAGAUACCUCUUUGAAGUGUACUACAAGUUCCUGUUUACAUCUGGCUUGUAAAUCUGGGAAUCUUGAGACAGUCAAAAUUCUUCUCGAUAAGGACAUGGCUAUUAAUGAACCAGGACAAUUUAGACGUACACCAAUAAUGUAUGCUUGUCGAUACGGACACUUGGAUAUUGUCAAUCAUAUGAGGUUGAAAGGAGCUGAUUUGAAAAUUGUUGAUGAUCUGGGAGAGGACAUAUUUCACCUGUCUGUACUUAGUGGGAAUGUUGAUAUUGCAAAGGAAAUGUUGCCUCCUAAUGCAACCCGAGAAUCUGUAUGUGGCUCAGAGCACAAAUCACCAUUUGAAAAUGCAAGCAGAAAGGGACACUAUGACAUGCUCAAAUAUUUUAUUGACAACAAGAAGGAAUUAGUUCCAGUGCCAUUAUGUCUUAUGUCUGCCUGCUACUAUGGUCACCUAACAUUAAUCAAGAUGCUGAUUGAUAUGGUGGAUGAUAUCAAUGAAAAGGGUAAAAAGGGCCGAACAGCAUUGAUAAGUGCAUGUCUUGGAGGUCAGACAGAAACUGCAGAAUUACUUAUAUCCAAAGGAGCUGAUGUCCAUCUUGUCGAUGACUAUGACAUUAGCUGUUGGCAUUAUGCCUGUGACACCGGGAGAGUAAAUCUGGUGGAGCUGCUUCUGAAGCAAGGAUUUACAGUGAACACUCCAUGCCAGAACUGGAUGACGUCUCUAAUGAUUGCCUGCAGACGAAACCAUAAAGAUCUCUUUGAAUUUCUUGUUGAAUAUGACAGAAAUGUGGUUCAUACACUAGAUAAGUUUGGUUUAACGUGUCUUCAUCACAGUUGUGUUGGAAAACACGACAAUCCAGAAAUACUGGAAAUGCUGUUUCACCGUGGGAUGAAUAAUGUCAACUGUAGAGACAAUGGUUUGAAGACCCCAGCCAUGUAUGCGAGCAGGAGUGGUCGCACAGACAUACUUCAUUAUCUUGUUGAUCGUGGGGCUGACCUGAACCUGAAGGAUAAACCUGGACAAACCUGUCUCCAUUAUGCUUGCUUUUCAAAGAAUGAGGAUAUCAUUAGCUAUCUGGUUGGUUGCGGAGUUUAUAUUAACUGUGAGGACAACAAAAAGAAGACACCUCUUAUGACGGCCUGUUUCAGAGGAAAUUCUGUUGCAGUGCAUGUUCUGCUUGAAUUAGGUGCUGAUGACACCAAACUAAAUGUCUAUACCGAAGCGUGUGUUCACACGGCGUGUAGAGAAGGACAUGUUGAAGUUGUGGAGGUUCUUGUGCGUCAUGGUGUUGAUAUGGAGAUGGAAGGAAAGUUUGGUCGAACGCCAUUCAUGUACGCGUGUCAGUAUGGCAAGAUUGACGUUGUUAACUACCUACGCGGGAUCAGUGUUACAAUAUUGGCAGCAGAUGAAAAUGGCGCCAAUAGCCUUCACCUCAGUUGUAUGGGUAAGAACGAUGACUGUUCUGUCGCCAGUAAGCUGAUUGAAUUUGGAAUCAACGUGAACAGUCGAGACAGAAGUCGGAUGACUCCUAUUAUGCAUGCCUGUUCUCAUGGACACAGCCAGCUUUUUGAGUUUCUAUAUUCGAAAGGAGCAAACAUUGCAUUACAGGACAGACGAGGGACAACUUGUCUUGAUUUUGCUCGAAAGAGAGGUCACCAUGAGCUAGCAAAGAAGAUAAUAAUACUGAAGUCAUGGGCGUCCGGAGGGGAGCGGGAGACACUCUACUUCCUGGAUUUAGACCUGAAAAGAGUGUUUUUUGAGCAGUCUACAGUGGAAGUUAACCUACAGCAGUUAGAUGGUCACUGGCGAGCUCCGGCACGAAAACGAAAAUACCGCACUGUCGAUGCCACAAUCCGGUCCUCGAAAGACGAGUUGAUCAGCCACAACAUCACAGACAUGGAGUACACUGAUCACAUCGACCACAACAUCACAGACAUGGAUUAUGUUACCGUUGGAUGUGAUAUUAUUCUUUUAUUUCCAGAAUUAUCUAACUCAUCGCCCAUUGUAUGCAUUGGUCAAACAGAAGAUAUCAAGUCGUCACGUCAGAGAGACCAUCUGAUAAAGAAAAUAGACGACGCUCACCAGGUAUUUAUAAAAACUGAGGGCUUUAAACAUGCUAGAGAUUACUUGGGAGAUGAGCAUCAACAUCAGUUAAUACUUCUUGAUGCCCCAGGAUGCGGUAAAACAACUAUAUCUCUUAUGCUGAUGCGAGAAUACAUAAAGAAAGACUACAGCUACCAUUUCAUAGACUCUAUAGACAACUAUUGUAAUAUUGUCGAUAUGGUGGACACUAACACAUCAAAUAUCUUAGUAUUUGAUGACUUUUUUGGAAGAAGUGGAUUAUUUGACAUUGACAAGUGGAUAAAAGUUCUGAGAGAUCUCGAUGUUAUGUUUAUGAAAGCAGCUGAAGAGACAUCACAAAACGUAAAUAAAACUGAUCUGAAAGUUAUUUUCACUUCACGUGGUUAUAUUUUCAAGAAGUCUCAACCCUACCUGGACGAAUAUGCAAACACGAUCAUGAAACAAUCAAAUGUGGUUGAUUUGUCAACAUUUCAUCUAAACGAAACUGAAAGAAAGGAUAUGCUGUUAGCUCACUGUAAAGUUGUAGAAGUAGCAAUGCAAGAUGAUCUUGUUAAAACAAUAGUGAAUCAAACUGAAAACAUUAUUGGCUUUCCGUAUUGUUGUAAGAUGUUCCAAGUGGACAAGAUGUUUCAAAGGCACCCUGAAAAACUUUUCUCUAAUCCCUUUGUCUACUUCAAGAAAAAUUUAAAGACAUUACUGCUAUCUGGAAAUAAUCGAGAACAAGCAGCAGCUUUGGUUCUAACAGUUCUGUUAGAUGGAAAGCUUAAGGUGCCAGAUCUAUAUCCACAAACACGGAAACGCCCUGACAUGGAGAAAUAUCUGAACUGUUUAGUUCAUCUCAGCAUGCCUAACAUGCCAGAAGAGAUUAUCAAGGGUGCAAAGUCUCUGAAUGGUACAUAUUUAAACAUUGAACACAAAACGUAUGUCUUCUGCCACCCAACACUGUAUGACGCCAUUGCAUGUAUUAUGGCAGAACAUUAUCCAAACGUUGUUCUACAGUACUGUACAAUGAAGUUUAUACAAGAAUUUCUUCAGCUACAAACAAAACGUGAAGAAUACACAGGUGUAUCUUCAUAUGAUUACAGUUGUUCUGUUUCUAUUCCUAUCGAACAUUCAGACAUGUUUGCUUGGCGUUUUGCCAAUGAAAUAAAUCAGUGCAACUAUAGUGAAACACUUCAGCAUGAUGUUCUUAGACAAGAUGAUUUUGUUGACGAACUUAUUGAAAAACUUAUAGAGGAAAGUACUUUCCCAGAGAUGUUUCACAAAACUGACAAAACACAUGGUCAGUGUUUCCUAUUUUGGGCCACUCUUCUUUCACCACCAUACAUUGUGAAAAUUAUAUUCAAGAACAGUAACUUUGAGGAACGUGAAUUACUUGAAGGAUUUCUUGGAUGUGCCAGAAGUGGUAACACCAGAUCACUGGAUGUCCUCGCUGAAAACUCUACGAGCAGUUUCAUCCGUGGUCAUGUUACAUCAGCAACCAUUGGAGAUAUACAGCAAACGGAAUCGAAUGCAGAAAAACAUUUAAAGUCACUGUCUGUUCCAAUUGAGAAACAAAAUGAGUGUUUGUCAAACAAUCCUUUUGUCGGUGCCCAAAACGAUGGUCUCUUACAUCUAGCUUGUAUCCAUGCCCACUGCGAUGUUACAAAAAGGCUUCUGAAAUUAGGAUGUCCAGUAGAUGCUCUUGGUGAACUUGGAAGAACUCCUUUAAUGUACGCAAGCAGACUUGGCCAUUACGAAGUGGCUGACAUAUUACUGAAAGCUGGUGCCAAUAUUAAUAUCAUAGACGAAGAAGGAGCAUGUGCACUUCACCUCGCUGCUCGUGGCGGGCACAUUGAUGUGGCAAAAAUAUUCCUUGAAAACGAUGUUGACAUCAACGAAAAAGGAGAACACAACAGAACACCCUUGUUAUAUGCUUGCAGAUACGGAUAUGUCGAAUUUGUGAAGUUUUGUCUAGAGAAUAAGGGAGACAUGAAGUUAAAGUGUCAAACAGAUUCGUGCUUACAUCUUGCAUGUAAGUCUGGUAGUAUCGACACAGUGAAGAUUCUUUUAGAUAAUGACAUUUUGCCAAGAAACAAAAUGUUGGACAUUAACGAGCCAGGCCAUUUUCGACGUACUCCUAUCAUGUAUGCCUGUCUUCAUGGUAAAACUGAUAUAGUAAACUAUCUGAUGACGAAUGGCGCUGAGUUGGACACUCUAGAUGAGAGAGGAGAAAAUAUCAUUCAUAUGGCGGUACUCAGUGGGAAUGUCGAGCUGGUGAAAGAACUUCUUUCAUGUUCUAAAACACAGCAUUUGCUCUCCAGUUUAAAUGGAAGCUCCGUUUUUGAAAGAGCAAGUGCAAACGGACGCUAUGAUAUGCUGAAGUAUUUCAUUGAAUCCAACAAGAAAUUGGUUCCACUGUCACCAUGUCUUAUUGUAGCGUGCUUUAAAGGACACAUGCCAAUAAUUGAGAUGUUGAUUGAUAUCGUUGAUGAUGUCGAUUACAGAGGCCAUAAAGGUCGUACUGCUUUGUUGACUGCUUGCCUGGGAGGCCAGACAGAAACAGCACGAUUCCUUAUUUCCAAAGGAGCCGACAAUACCCUCCUUGAUGAAUUCAAUGACAGUUGUUGGAAGCAUGCCUGUGAUAGUGGAAAAGUGGAUUUAGUAUCAUAUUUGCUAGAACAUUCAGAGUUUACUGUAGGAACUCCGUGCCAGAAUGGCAUGACUUCAUUCAUGAUAGCCUGUAGAAGGAACCACACACAGCUUUUUGAGUUUCUUGUUGAACAGGACACAUAUGCAGUGCAUACACUAGAUACAUUUGGAUCGAGUUGUCUUCACCACUGCUGUACUGGACGUCACGACAGUACACUGUUACUGGAGAGAUUGGUUGCUCUGAACCUGGAUGUGAACUGCACAGAUAACAACGAGAAAACACCUUUGAUGCAAGCAUUCCAAAAUGGUUGCAUAGAGAUAGUACGAUGGCUUGUGGAGCAUGGCGCCGAUUUGUGUCUAACAGAUAAAAGAAGGGGAAACUAUUUGCAUUAUGCGUGCAGGUCAAAUAAGGUAGAAAACAUCAAAUUUCUCCUUCAUUGUGGAUUUCCCGUCAAUUGUACUGAUCAGAAAAAUAACACACCACUCAUGGAAGCCUGUUUCAAAGGAAACUCUGAUGUGGUCGAUCUUCUUCUGCAAAACGGUGCUGAUGCCAACAGACAGAACACAUCCGGUGAGACAUGUGUGGGCGCAGCUCUCAAAAAGAAACAUGAAACGGUUCUACAGGUCUUGGCGAAUUAUGGCUUUAAUACCAAUAUAUAGUCAGUUUGUUUUCAGACACCAAUUUAGACACGACACCACUAUUUGUAGUGUGGUUACUUCUUGUAGCAGCUUAAUAUAGUCUGGUUUAGGAAAUAGCUCCUCAUAAAAAAAUACAAAAUCCUGAUAGGCAUUUUGAAACCUUUCUUUGAUGAUUACAAGUAGGUGGACCUCUGUAAUAUUUAAAGAUAAUUCCUCAAUCAGCCGUGUAACAAUAUCGUCAUGUGUCCGCUCCUCGGCAAAGAUAAUUCGUCAAUCAGCCGUCUAUCAAUACCGUCGUAUGUUGGCUCUUCAGCAAAUUAGCUGACAGUUAAUCGUUGAUGGUGAUCCAAUUCGAAACCAGGGUCGCCAGUUUACAUAAAAGAUUACAUUUCUUGAAGUGUAGCCAAUGGAGUGUUAUUGCCAACUCUGUUUGAACGUUGUUGAUUGUCACAAUAAACGGUAGUUUUCAAACUACCCAUUGCAAAACGUAUGACAAUACACGAUGCGAUGACGAUAAGCGGCGCUAAUUGCAGCCAAAAUGUUAAUGAGUGCUAUUCUUUUCUGUUGACUACCUUUGAUAAUGACGCUUACCAUCCUUCGGCCUGCAGUGCUGUUUUAAAAUUGAAAUUUGUUUGUUUACUAACAUAUUUAUUGUACAAAGAACAAAAUAAUUGGGAACAAGUUCGACAAUAUACUUCGCGACGUAUAUUACAUAGCUGUAAGUAUAAACUAUAUGAAUACAUUCAAGGAUAACCAGUGGAAGGAAAUGUAUUAUAUACAAAAUAAUGUGAAGGGGGAGGGAGGGGGGAACGAUGCAAAAGAUUACACAAAUAGUACAUCAGUUAAACUCGCUAUCACAUUUACAAUAAUCCUUAUCGUAAUUAAAAUAAUACUUUAUUAAUUAUAACAAUGAGUUUUUUAAAUAUAUAUUUGAACAUAAGUAAAUAUUUUUUUAUUUAUUAGCAUCGUUUAGUGUGCUUCGACCAUAUAUAAAAGUAAUAACAGUAAAUGUAAAUCUAUUGUUUGAAAAUGCUGUAAGGAAUUACAUAGUAUCUGUCUCUGUUGUUCAUAUAUAUUUUUUACAAUGAAGAAAAAAGGGUCUGUGGUAAGUCCACAUCUGUACAAAUCGGCGUUUAAAGCGCUACAUUCAUGUCGUAAUUUUGUAUAUAAUAUACUUUCUAUUCUUUUUCCACAGGAAAAAUAAUGUGGAACUUUAUUUACCAUUGAUGUUACUGCUUUCUGAAAGACGAUAUUGUUUUACACUUUCUACCUGCUGGGCUUAAAUUAUGCCAUAAAUCAAUUGCUGAAUAAAUAGAUGAUGUUUUUAAUAAGCAGAUUCUAGCAAAAGGUGUAGAUAUGUCCUCCCGAUUUGUUAACAUAUAAGGAACCCUUUCUUCUAAUCUUUGUGGAAUACAAUUAGUUAAGAAAUCAGGAGUCAUUCCUUCCAUUACUUUAAACAUUGUACACAGCCUUUUUGUUUUUCUCCUUUCACUAAAUGUUGUAAGACUGGUUUCAAUAUAUAGCGAAUUACGUGAAGCUAAUUUAGGCAUGCCAGUGAUUAUUCUUGCAGCUUCUAGUUGUACCUUUUCUAAAAUAUCUGCGUUUAAUUGGGAACAGCCAUCCUAGACCUCUGAACCAUAUUCUAGGACGGGACGAAUGAAAGUACUAUAUAUUCGCAUUAGAGUUUGACGAUUUAAUAAGUCUGUAUUUCCUUAAUACUGAGAUACUGAUGUGCAUACAUUGGCAUGAUUUUGCAAGCAAGGUUUUGAUUGGUCGAAUGAAAGGUCAACUGGACAUGAGCUCAAACGGAGUGAUGUUAGAUCCACAGGUAAUAGUAAUUAACCAGUGGAGCUAAUUUUAAUUAGAUUGAUCAUUAGGUCGAAUGAUAGCAGUGCGAUGCGGUAUACUAUUUUAAUGUGAUUUUUAAUUAUAGUUUCAAAAUUGUUGCAUGCAAUAUCAACAUUUUCUGGAUUUUCAAAUAUUAAUUGCCAUGGUUCAUCGUAAUUUUUAUACCAGCCAAUCAGUGGCUGUAGAAGCAAACUGCACACUGCAGAGAUCGAAAUAAUAUUACCCCGUAUAUUUGAGCGCAGAUGGGUAAUAAUUUCUGAUCGCUAACAAUCGCGGAUAACCGUAUAACGCUACUCUCAUUGAUGUCACAUAUAUUUGUGAUAAGAAUUGGGUCAAUAAGUGUCGCACUGUUCGCUGUUGCACGUGUCGGGGUGUCAAUUACAUUGAACAAGCGUUUGUGCAUUAUUAAUUCGUGCAGCUUGUUUCGUUUUGACGAGAGUAAAUCUUGACUGAGGUCACCGACAAUAAUAAUGUCGCACAUACCUACAUCGUCGGUGUUGUAUUUGGGCGGUAUACCACGCAUAAUAGAAGUGAUUUGUGUUUAAGUUUAAUUUUUACCCAUAUUAUUUCGUCAUGAGGCGUUUCAAUGUCGUAUCGUCGUGUAUAGGUUAGAUGUGAAUCGACAUAAACUGCGACAUCCCCUCCGUGAUUGUUACGGUCUCUUCGGUACUGUUCGUCAUAGUGAUCUAUCUUUAUUUCCUUAUUGGAUACCUGAUUAUCAAGAUGGGCUUCGGUGAAGCAUAGCAUAUGAAAGUCAAUAAGUAUUUCGGAAAGUUUUGGUAUGUAUAGUUUAUUGAGUAAGCUACGUAUAUUUAAGUGGAAGAUUGAUAAUUGUUCAUAAUAUUCAAUGUUUUAGUUUCGCCCGGGAUUUGUUUCAACAUAAUUGCAUAAUAGAAUUAGAAUGAGAAGAAGAAUUGGGUUUGAUAUUUGUGACAUCUGAAGUAUGUAAAGACAAGUAAUGAGAGAUGUAGCCAUGGAUAUGGAGAAACAGACUUGAAUUCUACGAAUUCAUCGAACAUGUACGAACUAUCAAAGUUAAAUGUGGAUCGAACGUGAUAACUCCAUGAUCUCAUCCUAAUAUUGAAAAGCCCGACAGACGCUCUGUAAACUGCUAUGUCAUUACCCAUUGGGCAGUUUGAAAAUAUUAAUAUAUUCCUUUAUACAGAGGCCAGGCAGGCUGGUCAACAUGAAGAUGAGAAAUUGGUGGAUCUUUGCACGUGGCGUGAUCUUAUUGUAGGUACAAAGUUAAGGAAAGGGAUAAGGAAAGUAUUAACAAGACGUUUCAACACAAACACAUAUAUCACAAGGAAAGACAAUCCUCGUAACUGAUCUAGGUUUCAAUGGAGUAAACGUCAAGGAUGAAAUAAUCCCCUGAUCCAUUUAAACUUUGGUACUGAGGGCAAAAAGGCCAGGGUUAUAUGUCUACCCUGUUAUAUAUAUAUAUAUUAUUUGUGAGUUACUAUAUCUUAUUAGAUUUAGUGUGUUUAGUUUUAUUUAAUAGUACUAAUUUUAACAUAACACUGUUUAACUAGCAAACGUUUAUAUUAUAUUGCUACCUUUAUUGCCCCUCCCCACUAUAUUUGUUUACUUCAAUGUGUGACAUUUUUAGUUUCCUAAUACUUUAUCUUCGAACAGCACUUUAUCAUCUUACUUGGUUUUUCCAUUCAUUUAUUCAGUGUUCGAGAUUACAAUUGUUGGGUAGUAUCCCAGAUGGAUACCAACAUUUUAAAAUCUUGUAUCCUACCUGAGAAUUUAGUAUCCCAAAAUGAAAUUCAUAAAUAACAUCAUUACAAACUUGAACGACACUGUUACUUGACUUCACCAGUAAAUGACGACUUUCAUUGUUUCAGCGAAAAAUAAAAACAUAGGAUUAAAAAAAAAAAAAAAAAAAACAAUAUUAUAUGGUAUCCCGGUGGGAUACUGGGUUAUUGAAGUCUGGUAUCCAAAAUUAAAUUCUGGUAUCCCCGGGAUAUCGGGAUACCGUUAAUCUCGAACACUGUUUAUUGCAAGGCCUUUGUGUACAAACAGUCGACUCUUAGCAUUAUUGUACGUAAUUUUAACUAUUAUGUUUAACGUAUUUGUAAAAUUUACAUUAGUUAGUUAUAAUAAUGGCUUGUUAGAAUAGGUUUUCAUUAUGAAUUAACAAUAGUUUGAACUCUGUUGGUUGGUAUACACACGCACACACACACAGGCACACACACACACACACACAUACACACACAUACACACCCACACACAUACACACCCACAUACACAUACACACACACAUACACAUACACACACACACACACA